This is a messenger RNA of Gymnogyps californianus (California condor), 2021 nucleotides long. It is a transcript of the gene RAP1B, whose product is annotated as RAP1B, member of RAS oncogene family. Gene Ontology annotation, biological process: negative regulation of synaptic vesicle exocytosis; Rap protein signal transduction; cellular response to cAMP. Lineage: Eukaryota; Metazoa; Chordata; Aves; Accipitriformes; Cathartidae. The transcript is spliced from 8 exons. Gene Ontology annotation, cellular component: plasma membrane. Gene Ontology annotation, molecular function: GTP binding; GDP binding; GTPase activity. The record is from RefSeq and is a predicted model, not a curated record. The coding region runs from base 129 to 683 and encodes 184 amino acids.
CCGGCACAGGCAGCGAGAGGGAGCGGAGCGGAGCGGGCGGCGCGCAGCGAGCUCGGCCGGCGAGGCGGCGGCGGUCGGCGGGGAGCGGAGGCGCUGUCCGGUAUUGAGGGUGAUUUAUCUCUUGCAUCAUGCGUGAAUACAAGCUAGUGGUUCUUGGUUCUGGAGGUGUUGGAAAGUCUGCUCUGACUGUACAGUUUGUUCAAGGAAUAUUUGUUGAAAAAUACGAUCCUACGAUAGAAGACUCCUACAGAAAGCAAGUUGAAGUAGAUGCACAACAGUGUAUGCUUGAAAUCUUAGAUACUGCAGGAACGGAACAGUUUACAGCAAUGAGAGACCUAUACAUGAAAAACGGACAAGGUUUCGCAUUAGUAUAUUCCAUCACAGCACAGUCCACAUUUAAUGAUUUACAGGAUCUAAGAGAACAGAUUCUUCGAGUCAAAGACACUGAUGAUGUGCCUAUGAUUCUGGUUGGCAAUAAGUGUGACUUGGAAGAUGAAAGAGUUGUGGGAAAGGAACAAGGUCAGAACCUAGCAAGGCAAUGGAAUAACUGUGCAUUCUUAGAGUCUUCUGCAAAAUCAAAGAUAAAUGUUAAUGAGAUCUUUUAUGACCUUGUGCGACAAAUUAACAGAAAAACUCCAGUGCCUGGAAAAGCACGCAAAAAGUCAUCAUGUCAGCUACUUUAAUACAUAGCUGUACUGUAGCUCUGAGCCAGGUGUGAAGAACUGUUGCCCAAUUCAACAGUGCCAGCAUUCCAACUUUAUUAAACCUACCAACAUCUUAAAUGGACUUUCCUGUGGUGGUACCCUUUAAGAAAUGGAUGAAAGCUACUACAUCAGUUUGCACAUUCUAAUCACUUUCCAGUGUCAUGAGAGAUUUUUACCUAUGAAUAUUCUAAGUGUAUGCAACUGGUAAAACCAGAGCCUACAUCCAGUAUUACUGAUAAGAGACAUUGUUCAUCCACCAAUGUUGUACAUGUAUGAAAACUGUGUACUGUAUACUUCAACAAUCCCCACUUUCUAUUGGAGAGUACAAUAAUGUAAAUCCUAAAAGCACCACUAUUUUAGCAUAAUAAAAGAAAGUCCAAAGAGCUCCUAUAUAGACUACUCCAGAUAACUUUGCUUCAUCGGUAUUUGUAGCUUAUUGUAACUUUUUUAAAGAAAUACAGGAUCAUCAUCAUCAUCAUCGUAUUGUACAAAAGCGCUUUGAUUAACACAACAGCUAUAUAGUUUUUUAAUUUUAGGAAAAACCUGUGGAGACAGUGAUCUAGUCUUUAAGAGUCCUUUCAGUAUAACGUCUGACUAAAGACAUGGCCUUUAAUAUCUGUUGGGAAGGAAAUGUCCAGACUUUUCAACCUUUUAUUGUAUGUUUCCUUUUCCUUGUUUACAUAGGGAACAAUGUUUAUAGUUGUGUGUACAGUGGGGGUCUACAACAAGAAGUGUAUAUUUUAAAACGAUUUUUUAAUGAUUUAACAAUUUUUUGUAAAUCAUUUUCGGGCUUCUGCAGCUGUAGAUUCUCACUGUGAAUUCCCUUGCUUGCUCAUGCAUAAGUGUAUUUGCAAUACCAAAUAUACAGGUUUAGUACUUUUGCCUGUUAGUGAUUGUUUUACAUGUGUAACGUUUUGGUUGAGAUGUUAAAUGGUGGAAGAGUACUGUGGAUGUGAAUGUGGGAAGUAAUUUUAAUCAUGUGUAAUUGGUCACAGGGCCUAAGUUGCAGUAAUUAACUUUUGCUGAUUUAUUUAACAAUGCCUUGUUGCUUUGUAUGCAUUAACGUUUGGGUGUAAAGAUUGUGUGUAUAUCCAACAGGGAGCCACAGUAUUUAAAUUGACCAACCUAAUGUUACAACUGCUUUGAGGUGGCCAAAUGUAAACUAAAAGCCUUAAUUAAAGUGGUGCAAUUUUGUAUGACUUAGCAUCAGUAGUUCAAUAAAUUUGGAUUGCCAUGCAAGGGCUUGCAUUACAGUUAUAUACUACUUGAAUGUUUUGUGUUUUAGUAGUGCUAGUAAAUAUUGAUUUUAAAUCUCUC